This is a messenger RNA of Nilaparvata lugens (brown planthopper), 2037 nucleotides long. Its product is annotated as glutathione hydrolase 1 proenzyme. Gene Ontology annotation, cellular component: plasma membrane. The record is from RefSeq and is a predicted model, not a curated record. Gene Ontology annotation, molecular function: glutathione gamma-glutamate hydrolase. The transcript has 8 exons. Gene Ontology annotation, biological process: glutathione catabolic process. Lineage: Eukaryota; Metazoa; Arthropoda; Insecta; Hemiptera; Delphacidae. The coding region runs from base 74 to 1612 and encodes 512 amino acids.
GGACAUCUUAAAGAAAGGAGGCAACGCAAUCGAGGCUGCAAUUGCCACAACAAUCUGUGAUGGAGUGGUUCGUAUGGAUUUGGUGGGCAUCGGUGGCGGAUUUGUCAUGAAUAUUUAUCAUCAGAGUGGGAAUAAGUCGUACAUACUGAAUGCUAAAGAAACAGCACCCAAGGCAGCCUCACAGGACAUGUUUAAUGGAAAAGAACACCCUUUGGAAUAUGGAGCUUUAGCAUCGGGCAUACCCGGUCAGUUGAAGGGCUAUCAAGAAGCUUUUAAAAAAUUUGGAAGCGGUAAAGUGACCUGGAGUGAAUUAUUUGAGCCUUCGAUAAAGUUAUGUCAAGAUGGGUUUCCAGUGACUGAUCAGUUUCGCAAAAGUAUAAAAGCCAUAACAGAAGACAGCAAGAAAUCAGAUGAUAAGAUGAAAAAGACUGGAACACUUUGGGCUACAAUAGGAGCAGCAGAAAAUACACAGGCUAUUCAUGUGGAUAAAAUUCAAUCGAUUAGAUUGACUAAGUUAGCUGAAACUUUGAAAACUAUUGCCAACUCACCAAAGCAAGCUGACGAGUUCUACAAAGGAUCGCUGACUAAGCAAUUUGUAGACGAUAUAAAACAAGAAGGCGGCAUUAUUACAGAAGAGGAUUUGGCGGGUUACUCAGUGAUCUGGCAAGAAGCAGUUUCAACAGAUAUUGGGCAUAAGGGGGACUCGAAGUUGACUUUCUUGGCAGCUCCUCUGCCGAGCUCAGGGGUGUUCACCAAUUAUGCAAUGAAAAUAUUCGAUAAUGGAACAUUGCAAGGCUCAAGCAUUGUUGACCCUGAUAGCCUGAGGAUCACACUCACCGGCUUCAAAUUUGCUUUUGCCCAGCGCUCCAACUGUGGCGAUCCAUCGAAUAACGCAAGUAGCAAGAGUUGUAAAAUUAGCAGCAUGUUUGAGGACGAUGCGUUGAGAAAGGUGCGUGCGGAAAUAAAAGUGAAUGACGCGUCUCAUGAUAAAGACCUCUUUUACUGGGGCGCAGAGUAUGAUUUCAAGGAGGAUUUUGGUGGAGCUAGUGUAGUCGUCUAUGCGAAUGGAGACGCCGUUUCUGUUACUAGUUCACUCAACUCCCUCUUCGGAUGCAAAUUUGUGUCUCAGAGCACAGGUAUACUUCUGAACAACGAGUUGGACAGUUUCUCGCUGCCGGAUAACCACAAAUCGCAGUUAAACCCUUCACCAGCCAACUUUAUUGGUCCGGGAAAGCGGGCAAUGUCAUCAAUGAGCCCGACGAUCGUACUCAACAAUCAAGGUCUAGUGCAGAUGGUCAUCGGCUCAUCUGGGGGGACUCGGAUCAUCACUUCUACUGCCAGGGUUAUGAUAAUCAACUUAUUUUAUGGGAGACCAGUGAAGUAUGCGGUGGACAGCCCAAGGAUACAUCAUCAACUUUACCCACUGACUGUUUUCUAUGAACCUGGAAUUCCAAAGGACACCAUCACUAAAAUGUCGUCAGGAGACCCCUACUGCUACAGCAUGCAGAAGGAAGCCAGAGCAUCUGGAAUAUCAAUAAUUACACGAAAAAAUAAAGACACAUUCCAAGCAUAUUCAGAUUGGUAUAUUAAUGGGGCCUGUGAUGGUUAUUAAAACACGUGAUAGAAGUAGAGAUAGGAUAGCUUUCUCCAAAAAAUGUAAACUCAAAUUUUAGUUUAAACCAUCACCUGACUCAAUUAAAACACAUUAUAAUGAACUCAACCAUACAUUGGUAAACGGGUUUAAUAGUAAAACUUACUUUGGAGAGAGUGACCAUCAAUAUAAUCAAGUAAGUAUGUAAAACUCAAGUAACAUUCUUUAUAGAGAAGUAAUUGAUUAACACUUUAAAAUAAAAAAGAGGUGGAUAAAAUUAUUAUACAUAAUAUUUUUUAGUUAUUUAAACAAUAAGGUAGUGGAUCGAUAUGGUAAAUAAUUUGUAUUUUAUAAUAUUCAUAAAAAUAUGUAUUAUGUUGCUAAUGAAAUCAAUAUUAAUAAUGUGGAUUAUUAUAUAAGAAUGAAAAAAUGUUUUUCAUGAUAUU